Molecule: messenger RNA, 2057 nt
Organism: Coccinella septempunctata (seven-spotted ladybird)
Lineage: Eukaryota; Metazoa; Arthropoda; Insecta; Coleoptera; Coccinellidae
Gene: mtDNA-helicase
Product: twinkle protein, mitochondrial
Exons: 1
Coding region: 130-1977 (615 amino acids)
Biological process (GO): mitochondrial DNA replication
Cellular component (GO): mitochondrion
Molecular function (GO): ATP binding; single-stranded DNA binding; 5'-3' DNA helicase activity
Source: RefSeq, a predicted model, not a curated record
AAACCAAACUCUCUGGUCAGCAAUCUAAUUUGAAGGUUAUAAUUUCAAAUCUGAGGUUUUUUAAAUCUUCAAAAUUCAUUAAAAUAAAAUGUUAGAGUUUACGUAUUUCUCUAGGUUUUUUUUCAUGAGAUGUUUUUGUUGAGGAGCCUGAAAAAAAAUUAUUUGAACUCAAAGUGUACACAGCUUAUAAGAAAUUUCAAAAAUGCUUCGGUAGAAGACGUGCCCUCAGUGUCUACUUCCUCUAUAAGGAAGAUUUUGAAAUCUUCAAAUCUGAACUUUGAAGAAGGACACACAUGUUUUACUACUCAAUGCCCUAUUUGUAAAUUGAAUACUAAGCCGUCACUUUCUACGUUAUAUGUGAAUAAGACAACUGGUGUGUUUAUGUGUCCCAAGUGUAAAUACAGUGGGGACUGGGACUUUCUUGAGUCUUAUAUAGCUAAAAAUGGAAAAAAACCACCUCUCAUACAAUGGAAGGAUAUACUAGUGAAUUCUGCAAACAUAGAAAAGUCUGUGAUGGCUGUUCAGGAAUCAACCACCCCAAUAAGUGCAAUAAAGGAAAGUUUCCUACACCAACUAUUGAAAAAACUGAAACUUCCAGUUGUGAACAAAACUUCUUUGGAACCUCUAGGUUUGAGAGUUGAUGGAGUUUUGAAUAAGAUUUACUUUCCAUUACAGAAUGCAAAUGGAGAAAUUGUAGGAUUUAAAAUUCUUGGAGAUGAUUUAAUAACUUUUCCAGACAUUAAAUGUGGGGGUCUCUUGAAAGGAAUUCAACCUAGAGCUGAUAAUUUUGCAAUAUUAGUUGGAAAUCUUUCAGAUUUCAUCAUUUUGUAUACUUCAAAUAUCAAUGCAACUGUUGUAUGUUUGCCAAAUGGAAGUAAAAGUUUACCCCAAUAUGUUUUACCAACUUUGGAAAAAUACAAGAAGAUAAUCUUAUGGUUAGGUUGUGAUACUCAAGCUUGGGAUGCAGCUAGACGCUUUGGCAAAAAAUUAGGUGAGAAAAGGUGUUAUUGUGUAAGACCAAACUCUAAAAUUUCCUUGCCUCAUUUGGAUGCAUCUCAAGACUUUAAUUCAAUUUUGAAUAAUGCCCAAAGUUUAUGGCAUAAAUCAAUAACUACUUUUGCUACACUCAGACAAGAUGUUCUAUCUGAUCUUCAAAAUAUAGAACAAGUAGAGGGUAUCAAAUGGAAAAGGUUUCCUACACUUAAUAAAAUCCUUAAAGGCCAUCGUUCUGGAGAAUUAACAGUUCUCACAGGUCCAACUGGAAGUGGUAAAACAACUUUCAUCAGUGAAUAUUCACUUGAUUUAGCUUUACAAGGUGUUAGUACAUUGUGGGGUAGCUUUGAAAUAAGAAAUGCAAGAUUAGCAAGAACAAUGAUGCAGCAAAUGGUUGGGAUGCCCCUGGAAAAAAAUUUGCAUUUAUUUGAGACAUGGGCCGAUCAAUUUGAGCAGUUACCAAUUUAUUAUAUGACGUUUCAUGGUCAACAGAGUAUAAAGGUAGUGAUGGAGGCAGUUGAGCAUGCUGCCUAUGUUCAUGAUAUCAAUCAUGUUAUAAUAGAUAAUCUCCAAUUUAUGAUGGGUAUUACAGAAGAAACCAAACAUAUGGAUAGAUUUUGGAAACAAGAUGCUAUAGUUGCAGCUUUUAGGACAUUUGCAACAAGAAAAAAUUGUCAUGUUACUCUUGUUAUUCAUCCAAGGAAGGAGCGGGUAGAUGAAGAGUUGACUACUAGUUCUAUAUUUGGAGGAGCAAAAGCAUCUCAAGAAGCAGACAAUGUACUUCUCAUUCAGGAUAAAAGACUCACUGGACCUAGAGGUAGAAAAUACCUUCAAAUUGCUAAAAAUAGGUACUGUGGAGAUUUAGGUGUUAUGGCGCUUGAUUUUGAUAAAGACUCUUUAAGUUAUGCACCCAAGAAGAAAAAGAAAUCAGAUGAAUCUACUGAAGGAGCAACUAUAGAUGAUCAUUCUGUAACCAAAAGCUAAUAAUGAAUAAUUUCAUUAUUUUUAUAUGUGAUAUUUUGUAACGGACAGUUUCUAUUGGUUAAAUAAAUAAAUCAAAAUUA